Molecule: messenger RNA, 2572 nt
Organism: Brachypodium distachyon (stiff brome)
Lineage: Eukaryota; Viridiplantae; Streptophyta; Magnoliopsida; Poales; Poaceae
Product: DNA polymerase kappa
Exons: 14
Coding region: 263-2281 (672 amino acids)
Biological process (GO): error-prone translesion synthesis
Cellular component (GO): nucleus
Molecular function (GO): DNA-directed DNA polymerase activity; damaged DNA binding
Source: RefSeq, a predicted model, not a curated record
CGUUCUCUUUUGACUCUGAAAAAGAACCCGGAAAAUCCUCGCCGCCCCUUUUUUCUUCUCUCGCGCGCCAUAUUGCUGGCGGCGCGGUCGCGCGGAGCUUUGGCCUCGCCGGAGCCUAAUCCCCUCAGGCCCUCACCCUCCAUUCUCUCCCAAAAGCACCCUAAUCGCGGGCGAAGGACACCUCGGCUCGCCUCUCCGUUUCUAUCUAUCUCUUGCUCGUUUCACGCCGGCGGUGGGUGAGACCGCCUAGGGGGACGCAGCGAUGUCGUCCGCGGCGGGGGCGCCAUCGGAUGGCGGAGGAGAUAGGCCGUGGCAGUCAUACCACACCGCGUACACCAACGGCAAAGCCGGAAUGGAGGGAGUUGACAAAGAGAAGGUGCAGAAGGUAAUUUAUGAAAUGAGCAAGGGUUCAAAAUAUUUCGAAAAUGAGCAGAAGAAGGAGGCAAUUACCAAACAAAAAAUUGAACAUCUGCGUGCACAGUGUGCAAAGCUAAAUGACAAUGACAUAUCACAUUUUCAGAAGGUUGCUGAAAAGAAAAUUUUAGAGUUGGAAGCUUCACGAGAUCUUUCAAAGAUCUGGCUUCACACUGACAUGGAUGCUUUCUAUGCUGCUGUUGAGAUAUUGGAAAAUCCAUCCUUAAAGGGGAAACCGUUGGCAGUAGGUAGCAUGUCUAUGAUAGCUACCGCUAGUUAUGAGGCACGGAAAUUUGGAGUUCGUGCAGCAAUGCCUGGUUUUAUUGGAUGUAAACUGUGUCCUGACUUGGUUUUUGUGCGUCCAAAUUUUGAGAGAUACACUCAUUACAGUGAAUUAGCAAGAAAAGUUUUUCAGAGGUAUGAUCCCAACUUCUUUGCAACAAGUCUAGAUGAAGCAUACCUCAAUAUUACAGAAGUCUGCAUAGAGAGAGGCAUUACGGGUGAGGAGGUUGCCUCUGAGCUUAGGGGUGCCAUUCACCAAGAAACUGGUCUAACAUGUAGUGUUGGGGUUGCUCCGAACCGCAUGAUUGCAAAGGUUUGCUCUGAUAUUAACAAGCCUAAUGGACAAUUUAUUCUGCCAAAUGAACGGGAUGCUGUGACGACAUUUGUAUCAACCUUACCUAUAAGAAAGAUAGGUGGUAUAGGUAAGGUAACAGAACAGAUGCUACAUCAGGUUCUUGGAAUUACUACAUGCCAGCAGAUGCUACAAAAGGCUGCUUUCUUAUGUGCUCUUUUUUCUGAAGGCUCCACUGAUUUCUUUCUUUCGGUUGGCCUUGGAUUAGGAGGUACAGAAACUCCUGAGCAUAGGCUAAGAAAAAGCAUGAGUUGCGAGCGAACUUUCUCUGCGACAAACGACUAUUCUUUGCAGUUUGAGAAGUUAGAUAAUCUCGCCGAAAAUUUAGCUGAUGACCUGCAAAAGGAGUGCUUGAAGGGAAGGACGCUAACACUGAAACUAAAGACUGCAGCUUUUGAGGUUAGGACGCGAGCAGCAACUGCACAAAGCUACAUCAGCUCCAAGGAAGACAUCCUGAUUUGUGCUAAGAAGUUGCUUAAGGCUGAACUGCCUCUUUCUUUAAGAUUGAUGGGGUUGCGCAUGUCUCACCUUUGUGGCGAGAAGGAUGAUCCAACUAUCCCAACACAAAAGACACUAGAUCGGUUUUUUCGUUUGUCAGAUAAUAACUCGAAUGUCAACCGAACAAAUGGUGCAAGUUCCAAUGAUGCCUCAGGAGGGGAUGACUGUAAUAUUGGUGCGACAACGAAGGAUGAGUGUUUGAUACAUGAUGCUGUUACUGAUAUCUCCAGUGAUCAACAUACAUUCUUCUCAAAUGAUGAGAACAUAUUUGUUCCAGAAGAAAGGAGCUCGGUCAAUUAUGAUAAUGAGGUUGUCUCAAGCAACCUACUUACUUGUGAUGAUUUAGGUGGAACAAAAUUAGAUGGCAACACUUCCAAUUCGAAGGUUACACAGAGUGAGAAGUUUGAUGAUCUGAGCCACUUCACCAGCUGCAAAGCUUCUGCUUCAUCGAGCAAACCCAACCAGCAAUUUUGGGUAGAUGGCUACAUUUGUUCCCUCUGUGGAUUCGAACUACCUCCGUGUUUUGAGGAGGAAAGGCAAGAACAUUCAGACUUCCACUUGGCUGAACUGUUGCAACAGGAAGAAGCAUUAGACAGCAGCGGGCACCUCACAAAGGAAAGGUUGGCUGAAAGGCAGUCUACUACACCCACACCUAAGAAGAAACUGAAGUCAUCCAAAGAAGGAAAACAUAUACCUAUUGAUUCUUUCUUCCUAAAGCAUAAUAAGAAGUUGUAAGAUAUCAUCUACUCCCUCCGAUCCUAAAUUGUUGUCGAAAUAUUACAUGUAUCUAGACGCUUUUUAAGAAUAGAUACAUCCAUAUUUGGGCAAAUUUGAGUCAAGAAUUUAGGAUCAGAGGGAGUACAUAUGUUUAGGCAACAUUGUAAUCCUCCCGAGUGGAUUCCCCCUUUAACAAACUGGUGUACAGGUACUUCUUUUCUGUUCGUAAGAAUACUAUGUAAACUCACCUCGGGACACUUAGUUACUGGUUGUGAAAGACGGUGAGUUGUCUGAAGAUAAAAUGAUGUC